Molecule: messenger RNA, 991 nt
Organism: Carya illinoinensis
Lineage: Eukaryota; Viridiplantae; Streptophyta; Magnoliopsida; Fagales; Juglandaceae
Product: protein N-lysine methyltransferase METTL21A-like
Exons: 1
Coding region: 55-885 (276 amino acids)
Source: RefSeq, a predicted model, not a curated record
UAAACGCCGAAAACUUCGCUCGAUGCCGGCGGAAAUAUACACGAAGAAGGGAACAUGGCUACUCACGACGACGAUGACGAAGACGACAUAAACCCCGUCACGAUGAUACUACCAGAUGAGCAAGACGAUGCAAAGAUAUUCCGUACAAUACAAGAGGUUGUAUCGGAGCAACAUCUACAGCAGCAUUACGUCCGUUCAAUCGACUCAACGUUGUUCAUCAGGCAGCUCCCUUCCCAAGGCCUCUCCUUCCAGCUCUGGCCCGCCGCUACCACUCUUGUCACUCUACUCGAUCAACACCGCUGUCAGCCUACCAAUAACCCCCUAUCUCCCACCCUGCUCGGUCAUUGCCGCCCUCUCAACAUCCUCGAGCUCGGCUCCGGAACCGGUCUCGUCGGGAUCGCCGCCGCGGCCACUCUCGGCGCUAAUGUCACGGUCACCGACCUCCCACACGUCAUUCCGAACCUCCUGUUCAAUGCGGAGGCAAACGCCGACGUUAUAACCGCGAACGGAGGGGCCAUACGCGUGGAGCCGUUAAGGUGGGGAGAGGCCGAUGACGUGAAGCUGAUUGGGCGGGAUUUCGAUCUAAUUCUGGCCUCGGAUGUAGUUUACCAUGAUCACUUGUACGAUCCGUUGCUCGAAACAAUGCGCCUGUUGCUGUUGGACAGCGAGGGUGAAAACGGAAGAGCAAAGGCGUUCGUGAUGGCCCAUUUGAGGAGGUGGAAGAAGGACUCGGCUUUCUUCAAGAAAGCCAAGAAGCGGUUUCAGGUUGAGGUUCUCCACGUGGAUAGUCCAUCCGAGGGAUGUAGGGUUGGAGUGGUUGUUUACCGGUUUGUUGAGAAGCUUAUGAAUUCGAAUUCUGGUAGCUCGGCAAGCAAUUCUUCAUGAUCAAGAAUGUUUCGCUUGUUUGUUUGCCAAGAAAUUCUCACCUCCGCGUGUCGUCGCCAUAUAUUGAAUUUUCAAGAUUUUUGAGGCUGAAAUAAUUAACGAAUCA